Messenger RNA from Toxotes jaculatrix (banded archerfish), 872 nucleotides. RefSeq names its product gene rich cluster, C10 gene (gene grcc10). Bases 125 to 493 code for a protein of 122 amino acids. The record is from RefSeq and is a predicted model, not a curated record. Gene Ontology annotation, biological process: post-embryonic development. NCBI's taxonomy places the organism in Eukaryota, Metazoa, Chordata, Actinopteri, Toxotidae. The transcript is spliced from 4 exons.
GCGUCGGCGUCUACCGGAAAGAUGGACUUCCUGUCGUAAAAAGCUGUCUUCUGUCGUAAAAAGGCGUCGUUUACUAGCAACAUUUCAAGGCUCUGCUACAAGCUAGGUUGUUUUCCUCAGUGACAUGGCCUCAGCUCCAGCACAACAGCCCACCCUGACUGUUGAGCAAACCAGAGUGGUGCUGAGUGAGGUGAUCCAGGCCUUCUCUGCACCAGAAAAUGCUGCCCGGAUGGAGGAGGCUCGAGAGAGUGCCUGCAACGACAUGGGAAAGAUGCUGCAGCUGGUGCUUCCUGUGGCCACCCAGAUUCAGCAAGAGGUUAUCAAAGCCUAUGGAUUCAACAAUGAAGGGGAGGGUGUCCUAAAAUUUGCCAGACUGGUGAAGAUGUAUGAAACCCAGGACCCUGAAAUUGCAGCCAUGUCGGCUAAACUUAAGUCUCUCCUCCUGCCACCUCUGUCGACACCACCUAUAGGAGGUGCCAUUCCAGCUUCAUAGGAAAUAUUUACAUUCAUUGGUCAACUGCAAGGUUCCUUUCACUUAAUGUUUUGGAUGUGUGUGACUGUGUUUCUGAGAUCAUGUCUAGAGAUUAAGGAAAAGUUAGAUUCAAACUCAGUACACUAAUAUGCUCCAGCAAAGAUUAAACACAUACCUUUUCUACGUUACAGUUUCAUUUAAAGUAUCCUUGCAAAACUUGUUAAAUUAUUGCUUUCGAAAUAAUUCAGUAUUUAUUUGUUACAUGUUACAAAAUCACCAUUUUCUUAUGUGAUUAAACCUUAAACAUUUCCUUUAAUGCCAUCUUUUAUAUCAUUCUUUUAUACCAUUUUUAUAUUCUGUCAAAUGUUUGUCAUUUUUUGUUAUAUAUUGAAAUUAAAAU